Xenopus laevis (African clawed frog) is the source of this 1575-nucleotide messenger RNA. It is a transcript of the gene mocs3.L, whose product is annotated as molybdenum cofactor synthesis 3 L homeolog. Gene Ontology annotation, biological process: protein urmylation; tRNA wobble position uridine thiolation; tRNA wobble uridine modification. Gene Ontology annotation, cellular component: cytosol; cytoplasm. NCBI's taxonomy places the organism in Eukaryota, Metazoa, Chordata, Amphibia, Anura, Pipidae. Gene Ontology annotation, molecular function: adenylyltransferase activity; molybdopterin-synthase adenylyltransferase activity; molybdopterin-synthase sulfurtransferase activity. The record is from RefSeq and is marked provisional.
CUCGGAAAAUCUGCUGUUGCAGGGGCGAUUUGAAUGCAGUAACUGACAGGACUUGCUGGUUUCUGGUUAGACUGAUCCUGUAACUGACUCGAUCUCCAGAAUGGAUGAAACGGAUUCACAGAUUACGUGUGCUGAUUCUUCUGUGGAUAAACUGUCUCAUUUAAAGAGAAACGAGGUUAAAUCCUGCCCUCUGCCUGAAUUACAUGGGGCAGAUGAAAUGCUGCCAGAGCUCAACAAGAGCUGUCUCACUAACCCAGACAUAUUGAGAUACAGCAGGCAACUUGUUUUGCCAGAUUUGGGUGUUCAAGGUCAACUAAAGCUUUCAAAAGCCUCUGUGUUGGUCAUAGGAUGUGGAGGGCUAGGCUGUCCUGUAGCACAGUACUUGGCAGCAUCUGGAAUAGGUCGUUUGGGGUUGCUGGAUUAUGAUGUGGUUGAAAUGAGUAAUCUUCAUCGACAAGUUCUGCAUGGUGAAAACAGGCUAGGAAUGUCCAAAUCUGUGUCUGUCGCAAAAACACUUAGGAAGUUGAACUCCGCUGUGGUCUAUCUUCCUUAUCACAUCAGUUUAAACCCUGAAAAUGCUCUGCAGAUUAUUCAACAAUAUGACAUCAUCGCAGAUUGUUCGGAUAAUGUUCCAACAAGAUAUUUGGUCAAUGACACUUGUGUGUUGGCUGGAAAACCACUUGUAUCUGCCAGUGCUCUUAGGUGGGAAGGGCAGCUCACAGUGUAUAAUUAUCACCAAGGUCCAUGUUACAGAUGCUUAUUUCCAAAGCCUCCUCCUUCCGAAACUGUUACAAACUGCGCAGAUGGUGGUGUCCUUGGCAUAGUACCUGGAAUAAUCGGUUCCUUGCAAGCUUUAGAAGUAUUGAAGAUUGCUUCUGGAAUGGCUCCAUCCUAUAGUGGUGUUUUGUUGAUGUUUGAUGCACUGGAAGGACGUUUCAGAAAUAUCAAGAUUCGUGGGAAGAAGAACGAUUGUGCAGCUUGUAGUAAUCCUUCAGAAACUGCUAUUCUUCAAGAUUAUGAGGCAUUCUGUGGUUCAUCUGCUUCAGAUAAGUGCAGAAUGUUGCGUUUGCUGUCCAGGGAUGAAAGACUUUCAGUAGAGGAAUAUAAAAGACUUCUGGAUGACCACGUUCCUCAUAUACUUAUGGAUGUUCGGCCACAACCUGAAGUUGAUAUUUGUCGGCUACCACAUUCUAUCCAUAUACCUUUAAAAGGUCUGGAAGAGAAAAAUGAAAAAUGGGUCAGUUUCCUCAGGACAAAAAUCGCUGAAUUAAUAACUGCAGGAAACAGAACAGAAAAAACAGUGAUAACAAUUUGCAAACUGGGAAAUGAUUCCCAGAUAGCUGUGAAAAUACUGCAAGAUUUAUUUGGAAAGGAAGAUUUGUUCAUAGCGAAAGAUGUUCAAGGUGGACUAAUGGCUUGGGCUGAGAAUAUUGACCCAAUGUUCCCUCGCUAUUAAAUUUUAACUCAUAAAUGAUUCAUUUUAGAAUCCAAGGGUAAAUGUGCAUGUUUAUUUUAAUGUCAUAUCUUGUAAUGUCAGUGAUUGCAAAUUUAAUUAAACACUUGCAUGAAAACUAA